AUGGUUAGACAAUUCUUCGUAGGUGGCAACACAAAGAUGCAAGUAACUUUCAACUCGUUGAACGACAUCAUCGAGAAUCUCAACAAGGCAGACCUCGAUGACAAGACAGAGAAGGUUUUGGCAGUUCCGUCCAUUUACCUUUCAGAGGCAAAGAACCGCUUAAACCCUUCAAUCGCUGUUUCUGCUCAGAACGUUUACGGGAAAAACACUGGUGCUUUCACUGGCGAAAUCGCACCAACCCAGCUCAAGGACUUUGAUAUCAAGUGGACGCUUACAGGACACUCUGAGCGUCGUCACAUCUUCAAGGAGAAUGAUGAUGAUGUUGCCAUGAGAACUAAGGGCGCUCUCAACGAGCAACUCAAUGUCAUUUUCUGUAUCGGUGAAAAGUUGGAAGAGCGUGAAUCUGGCAAGACCAAGGAGGUCGUCCAACACCAACUCAACUCUCUCAACAAAGAUAUUAGCAAGGAGGAGUGGAGCAAGAUUGUCAUCGCUUAUGAGCCUGUUUGGGCAAUCGGUACUGGCAAGGUUGCUACUCCAGAGAUUGCACAGGAAGCACACAAAGAUAUCCGUCAAUGGCUCACCACUAACCUCGGUCAAGAUGCGGCUGAUUCGGUUAGAGUCAUUUACGGUGGAUCUGUCUCCCACACCAACUGCGGUGACCUCGCUAAGCAGCCUGACAUUGAUGGAUUCCUCGUUGGCGGUGCUUCCGUCAAGCCUGAAUUCGUUCACAUCAUCAACGCUAACCAGGCCAACAAGUAA
Molecule: messenger RNA, 759 nt
Organism: Wallemia ichthyophaga EXF-994
Lineage: Eukaryota; Fungi; Basidiomycota; Wallemiomycetes; Wallemiales; Wallemiaceae
Product: Triosephosphate isomerase
Exons: 1
Coding region: 1-759 (252 amino acids)
Biological process (GO): glyceraldehyde-3-phosphate biosynthetic process; glycolytic process; glycerol catabolic process
Cellular component (GO): cytosol
Molecular function (GO): triose-phosphate isomerase activity
Source: RefSeq, a predicted model, not a curated record